GGGUCUCCGGCGCAUACAUGGGAAAACAAGAGGCUCUACUGCAUUGAUUCAGCCGAUUUUGGUCCUUCCCUACCGGUUGCUUCCGGGGUCUCAGCCGUUUCCCAUGGACCAAUUCCUUCGUUGACCCGUCUUUCAUCACACAUCUCACCGCAUGCAUGUGUUGCUGAGUGAUUCUGACUCUGACAGCCAACACAUGCCCUGCACAGGCUGAAAGAGACGGUGUACAUACGAGCCGGCCGACGUAUGUACACCGACACGUAUCUACGCAUCUCGACUGGCUGAGCUGCAUGCGCACUCAGCUGCUGCUGCUCCAUCCGUUUAUCGCCACCUGAGUGGUGGAAAGGGACGCACACACAAAGGGACGGAGAUGGGUCUGCGCAGGUUCACUUGUAAGCAGCUACCUUGCUUUUGUGCGUCGUGUCCUCCUCUCCGAUGGGUCGGUCACUUGGGCAGCGCCCAUACCUCCUGCACAAAGAGACACACAUACAGGGGCCGAUUGUCGAGCUGACUGAGCGUACAAACAUGUGUGUUGGUGCAUUGAUUGAUUGCAUACCGCUUCGGUGGCGGUGAACUCCAUCUGGCGCGCCAGUGGGGCCUGGCGAUACUCAUUCUCCACCGCUCCCUGAUAGCCGAACGGCAGCCACCCCACCCACACAUACACACGACAGCUACUCAGAUCGGCGGCUGGGACGCCGGGGUCCUCACUAUAUCCCAAAGCCACACCCACUGUCCAGCUCACACCGAUCCACACUUUGCAGACUGCCCGUCCAUCCCUCACAUCCCCCUCCCGUCCCGCGACCGACACGCCCCCUCCCCACGGUAUGGCCAUCUUGGUCGGUGUCUCGACCCUUCCACUGAUGGCGUAGAAUGACACGACGCACGGGGUGAAUAUGAAGCUUGUGGGGUCUUGGGGCAGGGUGAGGGGGCCGUCGAUGAUCGAUGCGAUGAGGUGUUCGGGGCCAUCGCGGAUCAGCAGCAGCAGCCGGGACACGCCAUCGAUUUUGUCGAGGAAGGUCGAGUACUUGAAACCAUCACGCGACGACCUGAACGCACAUGCACAUUGCACAUAAGCACCAUCCACCCACCCGAUGUGUGCGGUGUGGUGUGUCCCUGUACUUACUUGUACACGAGCUUCAUAGAUUUGAUGUAGAUGUAGCGGCUCAGCCAGGCACGCAGCGCACCAUAGCUGCCGUAGUAAGACGACAAACGCAAAAACUGCACACACGCACACACACAGAUGGAUCACCGGAUGAAGUCGCGAAUGGUCUAGCUUUCAUCGAUUGUUGCUACCUGCUUCUUAGGUGUGCAGAUGUUGUGCGAGACGGCCAUAAGGUUCCUGACCUCAUUCUGCGACACACAGCGAGUGGGCAAAUAUUCAAUGCCGCCAAUGAUUGGGGGCGGCGUGGCCUACCGAUGUGAGAAUGAGGAUUUUGUUGUCCAUUGACUGGAGCGCCUGCUGCACGGAUUGGUUGUUGUCGUGUAGCUGGACCUGCACGCCCGUCGUCACUUCAUCCGCUACAUGCGCGCGCAGGUCCUGACACACACACAUCAACAGCAUGCAGUGCAUGACAAUCGAUCGAGGCAUGGAUGGCCGACCUCCAGCUGUUGGGCGUGUGCCUGUCUGGCAGCCCUCUCCCCCUGGAGCUCCAGCCGCAAAUCCUCCAUGGCAUCCAGAUACCGCCUCACGUGGCUGCGAUGCGCAUCCUCUUGUGUGCGAUCCGCCUCCUCCAUCUGAACACACACGGAGAUCACAUCCAUCCAUCCAGCCAGCCAGCCAGCACCUGCUUGAUCUUCUGCUCCAGCGCCCAGAGUUGUUGCUGCAUCCGUCCCUGCUCCCCGCAGUCGAACCACACCUCCUCUCCCUCCAUGUGCCGCUGGCUCUCAGCACUCGUGAACCACCCACCAAAGGCCACAAACUCGUCCACCCAGCCGAGCGUGUCAGCCCUCUGGGGCCGAUUCUGGCUCUGGCUGAGCUGCCGUGUAGGCCGUGUAGGACCCGGUGUCAUCACGAUUGCAUACUUGUGCAUCCGUUGGUCCAUUUGUUGCUCCUGCCGCAGGCACAAUUAGGCAACCACACAUUACGCCCACACCACGCAUUGCGUCCAGGUGCACCCGUGAUCGACAAAUGGGCCGACGGAUGCACGAGUAUGCACGAGCUGAAGAUGUGUUGUGCGGUGGGGGAGUGAGCGUACCUGUGCGGCUGAUGGGGCAUCGUCGUGGAUGAGGCGCACGGGGGGCAGCAGGAAGAAGAGCGGCAGCAGGAGGGUGACGAUGAGGAGGGGGAAAGUCAGCCCAGCGAUGCAGUAAAAGAUCUCUCCAGCAGCCACAACCGACACCACAAAAGAUGGUAAGGUUAUCAUCAU
This is a messenger RNA of Vitrella brassicaformis, 2363 nucleotides long. The record is from the annotation of a GenBank genome assembly. NCBI's taxonomy places the organism in Eukaryota, Vitrellaceae.